AUGUCUACAGAAAUCUUGAUACAAUAUUGGUAUUUCACUUUAAUUGGUGUAUUUAUAUUAUAUCAAAUUAUAUCAUUUUUAAAUACCAAAUAUUUAAUGAAAAAAUUAAAUGCUAAAUCAUUUGCAAAUCUUAGAAGAGAUGGUUAUUUUGGUUUUAAAGCUGGUAUUAUGGGUAUGAAAGAAACUAAAAAUGGUACUUUAAUUGAAUUUAAUCAAAAGGUUUUUAAUGAAUCUGCACUUCCAGAAGUUGGAACUAUGAAGACUUUUAUAUUUGGUAUCCCUAUAGUUUUGACUAAAGAUCCAGAAAAUAUAAAAGCAAUUUUAAGUACUCAAUUUAAUGAUUUUUGUUUAGGUAGAAGAUUAGAAUAUUUUGGUCCUUUAUUAGGUAAAGGAAUUUUCACAUUGGACGGAUCUGGUUGGAAACAUUCAAGACAAAUGUUAAGACCUCAAUUUGCAAGAGAUCAAGUUGCUCAUGUUAAAGCAUUAGAACCACAUUUUCAAUUAUUGAAAAAACAUAUAAAUACAAAAGGUGCAAAACCUGGUGGUUAUUUUGAUUUACAAGAAUUAUUUUUUAGAUUUACUGUUGAUUCAGCAACUGAAUUUUUAUUUGGUACUUCUGUUGAAAGUUUAAAAGAUGAAUCAAUUGGUUUUAAUCAAGAUGACGUUAAUUUUGCAGGAAGAAAAGAAUUUGCAACUGCUUUUAAUCAAUCUCAAAUUUACUUAUCAUAUAGAGCAAUGUUGCAAAAAUUAUAUUGGAUAAUUAAUCCAAAAAAAUUUCAAGAUUGUAAUCUGAUUGUUCAUACAUUUAGUGAUUAUUAUAUUAAUAAAGUUUUAAAUGCAACUCCUGAAGAAAUUGAAAAACAAAGUGGUUAUGUAUUUUUAUAUGAAUUAGUUAAAGAAACUAGAGAUCCUCAAGUUUUAAAAGAUCAAGCUUUAAAUAUUUUAUUAGCUGGUAGAGAUACAACUGCUGGUUUAUUAUCAUUUGCUAUAUUUGAAUUAGCUCAACAUCCAGAAAUGUGGGAAAGAUUAAGAAAAGAAAUAUUAGGAGCUUUUGGAAAUGAUGUAAGUGAAAAAAUUACAUUUGAAUCAUUAAAGAAAUGUGAAUAUUUAAAAGCUGUUCUUAAUGAAACUUUAAGAAUGUAUCCAUCAGUUCCAAGAAAUACAAGAAUUGCAACUAAAGAUACUACAAUUCCAAGAGGUGGUGGUCCAGAUGGUAUGUCACCAGUAUUGGUUAGAAAAGGUCAAAAUGUUGUUUAUUUUAUAAAUACUACUCAUUUAGAUCCUGCUUAUUAUGGUAAAGAUGCUGAUCAAUUUAGACCAGAAAGAUGGUUUGAAGAAUCAACUAGAAAAUUAGGUUGGGCUUAUUUACCAUUUAAUGGAGGUCCAAGAAUUUGUUUAGGUCAACAAUUUGCAUUAACUGAAGCUUCAUAUGCUAUAACUAGAUUAGUUCAAUCAUAUUCAAAAGUACAUAUUAAACCAAAUUCACAAUCAUAUCCACCAAGGAAAAUGAUUCAUUUGACAAUGUGUUUAUUAGAUCCAUUAUUAGUUUCAUUUGAAGAAUAA
Molecule: messenger RNA, 1563 nt
Organism: Insectozyma verbasci
Lineage: Eukaryota; Fungi; Ascomycota; Pichiomycetes; Serinales; Debaryomycetaceae
Source: the annotation of a GenBank genome assembly